Fusarium mangiferae is the source of this 345-nucleotide messenger RNA. RefSeq lists its product as uncharacterized. The record is from RefSeq and is a predicted model, not a curated record. NCBI's taxonomy places the organism in Eukaryota, Fungi, Ascomycota, Sordariomycetes, Hypocreales, Nectriaceae. The transcript has 2 exons. Bases 1 to 345 code for a protein of 114 amino acids.
AUGAGUUCCCAAGCAGACCCUCUAUUGGUCAAUAUCUACGAUGCACUUCGUCACAAGUUCGAUAUCGGAGACAAGACUCUCUUCCAAAUCGAUUCAAACUUUGCACCGAUGAUUAAGCCAAUUCCCGUGACUGAAGCCGAGUUUCGUCUCACAGAUGGCAUAUUGGAGCUGUCCAACAUCGUCGGCGGCCCAAAUGGAAGCAAACUCUCAGAGAAAUACGACCAGGUGCUUUCGGGCCUCAUUUCGGCCGACCACGCCGAUGAAGAACCGCAGCAGGCGAGAGAGGACAUGAGGUCUUGCGUAAACCGCAACAUGGAUGACACAGAAGACAUUUAUCUGACGUAG